GCGCAGAAACCCCAGCAGCCUACUCGAGCUAAGCGUUAAGCGGUGUUCCCGCGCUUUUUAGACUUAUCUUAAGUCAGGCAUCUCUAAGAACACUCACUUCUGGGGUCCUCCAUGGAACGCGGCUCACAAAAGUGAACGCUCGCGCUGCGCUCGCCCCGCCUGCGUACGUCGGUGGCGUCAUAGGUGUCCCUGCUUGUUCCACUGCGGGUUUGGGCUGUUGCGCUGAUAUUGGUCAUGAACAAAGGACCUGGUUAGGUAGACGUUGUGUCUCAUUGUUCCCUUUUAUGGAUUGUCGUUUGGUUGCUUGGUUAGUUGGUAGUCCUCUGGAGCCACAGAAACCCACGCCACUCGCUGUGUCUGCGGCUGUGCUGUCUAGGAAUUUAGACUUUGACACCAUCGAGGCCCACGAGUACCUCCUUGGAGUCGAGAGCGAACCAGCCUGUUCCUGGGCAAUGGGGCUGAGCAGGCCUGUGGUGUCCCCGCCACAUCUCUAGGAGCCUCAGCCCGCGCUAUUUGCCUCCUCGUUUUCUCUUUCCCAAGUUCUGCAGGGGAGCAUAGAGUAAGCACAGUCUUCUUGCACCUGAGUGUGCUGUGAUUUUAUUACAUUUUCGAGGCAGAAAUGCCCGGGAAAAGGCCCCUAAAUGCAACUGACCCAAGUACCAAAAGGGAACGGAAAGCAAUUACCCUUGACACCAAGUUAGAAAUGUUAAGACGAUUUGAAGCAGGUGAAAAGCUCAGUGAGAUCGCAAAAGCCUUAGGCCUCGCUGUCUCUACAGUGGCGACCAUCCGAGAUAAUAAAGAAAAAAUCAAAGCGAGUUCACAAAUAGCUACUCCCUUGAGAGCCUCCCUGUUGACUCGAUGUUGAAAUGCAAUCAUGGAGAACAUGAAGCGAUUGUUGAGCGGGUGGCUGGAAUGUGCCCUUGAGUGUCAUUGUCAUUCAGGAGAAGGCUAAGAGUUUAACGACUUACAGUGUGAACAAGGAGAAAGCUCUCAAACGGAGAAGUUUAGUGCAAGUAAAGGGUGGUUUAUGAGAUUCAAGGAGUUUCAUUGUUUGUCCCACUUCGAGAUAAACAGCACAGAUCCCAGAAAUAACAAGGACGAGUAUCCAAAAGUGCUGAAAAGCAUCAUCGAAGAAGGUAAGUAUGCCCCCCCCAAGACAAGUUUUUAAUGUAGAUGAGACAGCACUUUAUUGGAAGAGAAUGCCUAAAGGAACAUUUAUUUCCAAGGAAGAGAAAGCUGAACCAGGGUUUAAGUCAUCUAGAGAUUGCUUGAUGCUGCUGGUUGGUGGCAGUGAGGCUGGGGACUUUAAGUUGAACCCCUUAAUGGUAUACCACUCGGAAACCCCCAAGGCUCUGAAGGGGGCAGCAAGAGAGGAGGACAGUGAAGAUGUACCACCUGCCCUGCACCAACUAACCACAGGAAAACUGUCAGCAGCAUUCUCACAUUUCGAGGCCGGCUAGUAACUGCCCUAAUAAUGCUCCCGCAGGACCAGCCGCACCCACCUGUGGAAGACAGCGGAGCAGUCGGUGCACACAGACGUGUGGCUGUCGAAGGGGAACAGC
Molecule: messenger RNA, 1562 nt
Organism: Microcebus murinus (gray mouse lemur)
Lineage: Eukaryota; Metazoa; Chordata; Mammalia; Primates; Cheirogaleidae
Gene: CENPBD1
Product: Putative CENPB DNA-binding domain-containing protein 1
Molecular function (GO): DNA binding
Source: RefSeq, a predicted model, not a curated record